Molecule: messenger RNA, 12975 nt
Organism: Clupea harengus (Atlantic herring)
Lineage: Eukaryota; Metazoa; Chordata; Actinopteri; Clupeiformes; Clupeidae
Gene: hoxb4a
Product: homeobox B4a
Biological process (GO): anterior/posterior pattern specification; embryonic skeletal system morphogenesis; positive regulation of transcription by RNA polymerase II
Cellular component (GO): nucleus; nucleoplasm
Molecular function (GO): RNA polymerase II cis-regulatory region sequence-specific DNA binding; DNA-binding transcription factor activity, RNA polymerase II-specific
Source: RefSeq, a predicted model, not a curated record
CACACACACACACACACACACACACACCACCACCACCCUACACACAUACACAUUCACACAAUUCGACAAGCAGAUCUUUGUUCCAACUCCGCCCAAGUAUUUCCAAAAAGGAAACGUGUGAAUAACACACUGAAUACCGCGACUCUCGACAUUUGUAUGAAAGUGUCUACAAGUCUGCAUGAAAAAGGCUCAUGUUAGGAAAACCUAAAAUAGCCCGGAUAAAGCUAGGUAAAUGCUCACAUAUCACACGGAAUCUUUAUAUGAUUUAAUUACAUAAACUGUUUAACGUUUUUGUCAUCAUGAGUCUUACAUGCAGGCCUAGCUGAGUUCAAAUCGAGUGUAAAGUUCGGAACUGUAUAUCAUUAAAUUCCACUCAGCACAGCGCAAAGAGACUCCUCUUUAAAAAAUGGCACUCCACUAGUGUUAGCUCUCCAAUAAUAACUGUCAUUGAUGUGACUAUUCAUUUUAUCCAACAUUAACAACAACCGCAAAAAGAAGUCAGUGGUUUCCCCGCGUCACUUUUGGACUCAGGCGUAAACUCAGACUAAAGGGAGAUUUCUGGAUUGGAGAACUGUUGGUAGCUUAUCUCGUUUAUCUACAUGUCAUUACAUCAAUUUAGCAACCACAGUUAUGCAACAGUUUUUCCUUUCCUUUUUUCUUUAUUCUCAGUACCAAAGUGUUGGGAUGUAGUGUAUUUUAUAAAUGUUUCGCUCUCUGCCAGGUGAUUCAGCUUGAAUUGCUGAUAUAACCUAUAAAUAAAUCCUCUUUAAAAAACGUACGUUCUAUUCACAGCCCGUUGUUUGCGUCGAUAAUUUCGCUCCUUGUGGAGAUUGAACCAGGUAUACUAGAAGUCCAGGCGACAUGGCAUGUAGGGUUAAUCUUACAUGGUACCAUCUGUUAAUAAAUCAGUUCAUCCUUGCCGGGGUCACCGAGAGUUUACGGCUGUUGUGUGAGUGCACAAGCAACCUACAAACUGUACUGUCCAACAAGGCCAAUAAAGAAUAGACCUUUGUGAGUUUUAUGAUUUAAGAAAAGGUACAUUGCUGUAGAGAAAUUGGAGGUGUUGGGUAUUUUAAAGCAACUGCAAAUGUUCCGUGAAUUAAAUGUAAAUAUCACCAAAUAGUAUUUGGUUUAGGUUACUUGUGUGAAAUAAAAUAAACCUAAAGUAAAAAUCGAAAUUACAUCUUCCUCUUGCUUGCCCGAAUAGUCUGAGUUGUGUGUGUCUGUUGUGCUCGCACAAGAGAAUGAGGAAGUUUCAUGGGGUAAACAGGAAGGCAAAUCUCUGGUCGCGGAGAGGCAAGGCGUUCUAAAUAAUUUUUCAUCGGCUUCCUUUUGUCACUGAUAUGGUGGGAAGGACCAAGGCCUCCGCCAAACUCUUCCAUGCUGGCCCUUUUAGAAUUCACAUCCUAGUUCAUCGACCUGGACCCUUCACACUCCAUAAGGUUUCACAAAACUAUAGCUUUGUAUGAUGUCUGAAACUCAUAGGCGAACGAUCUCAUUCGAGAUGUUUAGGUGUGUCGCUGAGUAACUAGGCGACGGCGUUUUCAAUGUAAGGUGUGUUUGUGCGUCAGAAUGUAGGCCUAUUUACUUGGGUGGGUUGGCCUAUGGCUCAAUUCACCCUGGGAACACACUGAAUGGUGCCCAGUCUGUUAGGAAGGAUUGUUACAGUUAUGGGGAAAUGAUUUCGUGGAUCAGAGAGGUAUUUGUGUUUUGAACGUCAGGGGAGUUAUUUCACAAUUGUCACGGUGCCUAGGCUGACCUUCCAGGCUCCACUGAAUAUAGUUAAAUACGUUGUCCGUCUAUUGCAAUGUCUGAAUUAUUUUUGAUGUUUUGUUAUGUAAAAUUAAAAUAACUUGCUAAUGGUCAAGUAAAAUAUAGAAUUGAUUUAGACUUGAAUUUCAGGGACAGAUCGAACAGAUUUUUAUGCCGCCGUUUCCAACGUUUAAAUUGCCAUUUCAAUCUCGUAAUGUGUUCUGCAUAUUGAUAGGGGUAAUCUUCGCGCGUAUAUCUCAUCCAUAAUGCAUGAGCACGGGAUCAUUCAGAGGUCAGCAGACGCGCGCAGCCGCUUCGGCGCACGCGCUCCAACAAACAGCGAGCUCAUCACAUGGGCCAUUCGAUGUUUAUCCCUCCAGAGGGGGAGAAAGGGAGGCUGUCGGAAAAUGUAUUUAUUUACCCCUCUCUCUUUCCUCCUCUGCAUCCGAUUCACUAAGCAAUACAUGCGCGAGGACGGACAACGAAAACAUCCCCAAUAUCAGUCGGGUGCACCCCACCGCGUGGACAACUGCCUGGUCGCUUGUUCUAAACGCAACGGAUAUGUUUCUCCUGUGUUUUGAAAACAAAACAGUCCUGUUCGAAUGAGUUCUUAUACGAGAUAAGAUCAUUUGUUUUUCGUAAUAAAUUAAGAUAAAGCUUUAGCAAAUAUUGAAGCUUAUUGCUGCCUUGCCUUCCGAUGUGAUAUUCUGAUAUCAAGAGAUAGGCUACGCCAUUGUUUUACUCAUGAUUUUGACAGCUGCUAUAAAAAUGGACGCUUCCUAGAUUAUUAUUAGUCUCCUACAUGUGGCUUAAACGACAUGACCCGAUAAUAAUAAUAAUAAUAACAAUAAUAACAACAACAACAAUAAUAAUAAUAAUAAUAAUGGCAACCAUAACAAUACCACUACUAAUAAUCAUCCACUCAAAUAAAAACAGGCUGCAUUUUUUUUGGUUGAGGUGGGACUAAUUUGUUGACUAUAUAUCGAAUAUAAACUUCGAUUUGGUGUAGGGCUAUUUUAAUUGAAUUAGUGUGUAUUAUUGUCCUGGUUUUUGGUCAACUUAAUAACUAAUUUAUUCUUUAGCCUACAUAUUCGUGUUGUUUUGAGAUUUUGAGCCAAAAGGUUAGGCCACUGUAAAACAAUAAGGACGAGACUAGAAAUGCAACAACAUAAGAAUGACGAUAACACAAUUAUAUUGCAUUAUCUGCAACGAAGAGAUGUGCAACCUAGUUCGAUGGCUAAUAUAAAUAACUCAAAUGCAUCUUUCAUCUCCGCCUUAGUUUUAUUCCAAGGAAAAUUGGACAUAAAACUAGUUGCAACGCUCCUCCCUGACCAGCAGAGCCCGCUUUAGACCAAAGUUCACAGCUUCAGAGGGAAUAACACUGCCUGCAGUAGGCUACAGCCUCGCCUUUCCAGAAUAUAGCAGUCCAAAACCUAACGCCCGUAAUCAAUAAUUAAAGCUCAAUGCAGCUGUAGAUUAGUUUGAAUUCACGUUCUGAUGUGGUAGUGAAAGAUAUUAUUCAUGAACAAGACGUGCGAGAAAGAGUUUCUGGUAACUUGAACACAAAAUCUCGCUCGUUUUUCCUCGCUAGUUAAAGAGAAGAAGAGCAACGAGCGUCGCUGAAUGUUAAAUGGCUGUAAGUAGCCUUAUAGCACAAACGUCUACUCUUUUGAUUCGACACGUUAGCCUCGAGCAAGUGAAGGUGAAUCUAUCCUCGUUAGAAUGGCUGUGUAGAAGUGCGGGGUCACAGAGUUGAGGGGUCAAAAGUUUACGUCGUGCGUGACUCGGCUGUCGGCUGUCGACUCUGUAGACCAAUUGCUGGAUGUCAAUGGCAAAGUGGGAGAGAAAGAGAGAGAGAGAGAGGGAGGGGGGGCUGAAAGGAGAGGGGAGCUGCGGGCGGGGGAGUGAAGAGCUACAGAUUGUCUCAUGCGCAAAGAUGAGAGAAAUGAUAGCGAGAAAAGAGGGUUGAGGUGGAGGGCUGACCUUCGCGGUGUGACAAUGCAAGCCCCCCGCGCCCGCGAAGGAGACAGGCAGAGUGAAACGAGAGAAAAAUGGCCGCACAGACCGAAGAACUAAACGAAAGGAUUCAGUGACAUUGGGCUUCUCCCAUUCACAAUGCAGGUGUUUACUCUCCUGCCUGUGUUGUCACUGCAAUGCACCAGUGGCGACCGAUGGUUCAUACUUGGCCGAUGGUUUUAGCCGCUCCUGAAAUCAAGAUGCUUUUUUAUCUUGGAUAUACAUUAAUUCAUUUUAUUUUUCAUUGGGUCUUCUACUCUUCAAGACAAUUAUAAAACAACGUUUAUGAGUAUAGGCCCGACCAUAUCUGUUUUCUGGACUAAACGUAUAUUGACAAGGCUAUAUUAGUAGCCUAUUAGCGGUGGCAAAUCCUUACAGGCCUGUAGUUUAUUGUGUAGAAUUACAUGGCAAUAUUGCAGAAUUUGCUUCUGAUAAUUAUUUUGUAAUUGUAAGUAUACAACAUAGGGAUGAUAGUUUUCGCCAUUACUCCCUAUCCUGGUAUAAACUAAUCCGCUAUACUGAUGGCUAAACAAUAUUGACAGCUGCCGUACGCGUAAAAACUUAUUUUAUAUAGGAAAUAAAUUCACAGGACUUCAACUAAUGUAGUUUAUACCUUAUCCUGACUAAAAAUAGUCGAAAUAGCCUUCAUUUGUAAAUCUCUCCAAGUCCCUGAAUCACUGAAUCAAAACUGGCUCCCUGCUCCUAGAAAUUAUGCCAAAACCCUAAAGGCUGCACGCAGGAUGACCCCACACCAUUGAAAACAUUUAUUCUGAAUAAAGAAUGGCUAACAAAGGCGCAAUACAUCUUCACCCAAUUCAGUGAUUAUAGAUCAUUUAUAUUAGUGGAAGGCUUUGUCUCCCAUAAUGCACAGCGUAGUAUGGACAAGCUACACACACUCAUUCCUCGAAUGCAUAUGAAUUAUAUGUUUUGUUUGAUUCUUUUAGAUUCUAGAUUCUCAUGUCAUGAAAAAAUACCGAAGAUACUGAACUGAUAAUUAACCCCGAACUUUUCCUAACAGACGGUUAUUGGAUAAAAUAUGUAAACAUUCUAAAAGCAACUAAACAGUCUAAAAUCCGUGUGAACAUCAGAACCAGGGUAAUCCUCCCACUUCUCUGCGUAUGAAUCAAUUAGUCUACAUUGUAAUUACUAGGGAAGCAGGUAUUGCAGACAGAACGUAAUAGGCCUACAUAUAUAUGAAUAUUUUGCCAACUGGGAAUUUGUGUAAUUGUGGCAAAGUCAAGAAUUUCAGCAGUGGCAAAAAAUUCUGACAAUCUCAACACACGUAUAGCGUAUGUGGCCUGCUUUUGUGCAGGCUAUAACCUAUAUAACCCACGCAUAUGCGCAUGGUAAUAUAUGAACACAAAUAAAGGUAAACUUGACAUAAAAAUAAAACCAGGAGAGGCCACCUAUAGUGGUUGACUUUCCCAAACGAAAAUGCAUAAUUCAGCAAACAAAUAAUUACAUUAUUGGCACAGAAAUUGGGUCUAAUGGUGGUUGCUGGGAUGGUAUGAUUCUGUGAGACGGUAUUUUGUAAAACAAAGUGCAUAAGUGGUGAAUAAUUGUAUUAGAAAACACGUCCCAAUUGGAGUUCACCCGGAGUUCACUGAAUUAAUCUUAAUUCCAUUGUAACAUGUGCCGUUGCCAGGCAGUGCAUUGUCCUGCAUUUUAAUAUCUGGAUUUGGUACGGGACAUAAACUGCAGUUAUAAAGUUAGUUUGAAAGAGUUUUUGCCCACUGUCCUGGUUAGAGUUAGGUUACUACAAAAUUCUGACCGCCAUAUGUACUUUUCCCCUUAAGGCGUCAAGUCGUAAGUGUUCCAGAUAUUUUGAAGAACAAAACACCUCGCCCAGAUGGUAAUGUCCGAGAUGACCGAUAAACCUAUUAUUUCAACUAUAUGUUGACAGUCUGGGAUCACUAACACAUGCGAGUUUCAAAAAGUUGGUUUAAAAUAUUAUAAAAUAUCAAUACAAGACUUUUUAUAAGAAUGUACCUAUGUGUCUGGUAAAAUAAUGCCUGUAUUUUAUUUAUUAUAUAUAUUAUUUAUAUUAUUAUAUAUAUGUGUGUGUGUGUGUGUGUGUGUGUGUUUGUGUGUGUGUGUGUGUUCAAAAUCUGCAGUUUCAUUUUUCAUUUGAGGUCAACAUCAGAUGCUGUCCUGCUUUCCCAGAAGAUUUUAUUUAUGCACAAAGAAAAUUAAGAAAUGGGCUAUGCUUGGUCUGUUUGCGGGCUUGGGAAGCCUUUUUGAAUGAACCCCCCUUCCAAAGUCAUUUUUCUUCAAAGUAAUGACCUGGGCACAAUUCAAUAUGACCGAGCAAGCUAUGCAUGCAUUACUAUAGAACUUGCGAGUGGGAGAGACCCUGAGCCGGGGUGAAUCGCAGGUCAGUGCGUCUAACAAAUAUUAAAAUGUACGGGGACUCGUGACACGCCUCGCUGUUUAACAAAGACUGCCAAAGUGCGAGAUUAAUACGAAAACUUGAGAGUCCACAACAAAAUGCCUUAAAGCGCUCGGUGGUAUUGUGGCGUCCACAGCAGCGGAGGAGUUAUGGGGCAUUUUAUUUUUUAGAUGUAUUAGGAGGGAAACGGUUGCAUAGUGCGCAGGGAUAGCCCCUCAUGUCGCCGUUUGCUAGGCUAAGCGACAAAGGACAGCCCGCACCUCCGCUCUGGCAGAUGAAGUUGAUCUCAAGCUGUUUUAUCGCAUAUUUUUCUUCCUCUUAUGGCAAGCGUAGUAUGCUCGUUGAAGAUUGGCUUGCACCGUUUUGGACGAUCUUAUGUCCGCCUGCCCAUUGUUGCUGGGGUUGUUGGAGCGGAUCUGGAGGGACUCGCGGAAAUGAGAAGGAGUUUCACGCACAAAGGUAUCACGGCGAGGUCAUGGGCUAAACCUGUGGCGCUGGAGAAAGGGAAGGGGGGGCGGCUGAGGGGUUAGAGCCACGGCGACAGUGGAAGAAUGGGCUCCAGUAGAAUAGAAAAUAAACCGGGACGAGACCAAGUACACUCGUUUGUCGCGACGGACGGGCAAAAAUCUCGAGGAGAAAGAAGUCCCGAGCAAGGAGUGAAAUGGAUGCGAGGAGAGAAGUAAGUAAAGAAAUCGGCGCUUCAUUUACAUAUCGCGGCGUUCUCCGGCAGGUGCUUGCCUGGGCGGACCACGUGCUCUCGCUGUGCAGUGAGUCCACGGGUACCCCCUCCUCUCCCACCGGAGUUCUGUGCUGAAUUCGGGCCCCACGGUGCCGCUCGUUGCAGAGUUGUGUGUGGAGCGGGUGUAGUGAAUAUUUACCUUGGCUAUAGUGUCUGCAUGUGCUCUUUGAAUGGCUGUCGGUGUACACAUUAACCCCAUAAUGAGGCAGAUGGCUGUGGGUCCCUAUGCCGCUUUAAGGGGAUGGUUCCUGGGGUGAAGGCGAGGUCGUGGACACCGGGGGUGAAAGGGUUAGAGUGGACAGCAAGGCUAAACUUUCUCCUCCUUUGCUAAGCUUGUAUGAUACUUUCUCAGUUGAAACGUUAACAAAUAUUACUAUAGCCUGUACAACGAAAUUUAAACGAGUUUAAUAGAAAUGAUUAUAGUUGUAGCUAGUCCACUGUGUCUAGCAGUGCUGGCUAUUUUAUUCGACAAUGACAAUCAAUUUAUAUCAGGGACAAAAGAGAAGAACGAGUCAAGAAAAGAAAAGGGCGAUUUCAGAACUAUUGUGUUCACUUGAUUGCUCGGGCCUAUUUGAGAAAUUAGUAGGCCGUAGAAUAGGCUAUGCAGACGCUAGGGGUGCUACAGAUUUUAUUGAUGGCCUGAGCUUUCAUUUUUAUCUACCCAGGAAAUUACACAAAAAUGUAGACCCAUAUGGCUCUUAUAGAAAACAUUCGAUUUCGCUAUUUUUUUACUUUUUACGUACGACCAGUUUUACAUUAGUCUUGACACACAUUUUGGCAUAUUUUCUAUUUGAUAUAAAUCAGUAUAAAUCCCACUGAAACAAGAACAAAGACACAUUAACCGGCACCUUUAAAAAAAAAAAAAAACAGUUCACCAUCGUUUUUUUAGUUGUAUCUGCUACUGUUCAGCCUUUGGCUUAAAGGGAUUUGUUUAAAUUGUGAUUUUGUCAUUUCUACUGGAUGCUUGGGGAAAAUAGAGGUUUUGAAGAGCAUGCCACAUCAGUUAAAGCACGGAUUGCAUUCAUAAAUAAAAAACAGUAAUAGUAUUUCUGAAACAAAGAGUAGGCCUAAAUAAUUCUGUCUUUUUUGUUUUGAAAAGUAAAAAUAUGUGUAAUCUCUAUUAUUUCGAUGAACGUUUCGAUUCUGUAAAAUAAUAUUUUACUCAGUAAAGUGAAACCUAUGUCCAUUUGUUUGAUCUCUGUAUUAAUAAUCGUGCCCUGCAUUAUAAAUUAGCAAAGUUGUAUAUAAUGCAUUUUUCCUGGCAAAGAAUGGUAAACAAAACUCUUGGGGUUGCGUGUGAGUACAUAUGUCCUUUGUUAUAUACGAUGUUGACAGUGCACAAGGAGACGCUUGUCUGUUAAAAUUCAAUUCUGAAAGUAUAAUUAAUCUACAGUAUCUAAAACACCACCAUCUACUGUAUAGAGUGGUUUUUUUAUUCAUUGUUAUCCAAUAUUGUUCUUUCUUCUUCGCAAUGAAAGUAUUACACAUGUCUAGUAUCCCCAGUAUAUGCUAAAUUGACCAGUGUGCAGUAGCCCAAUUUUUUCUGAAUUAUCAUUCGACACACAGUCGCUUAUCUCUCUAUACUAUACGUUUAACCGUCUUAACAGCUAAUGAUAUAAUAUUAUAUAAAUAUUGAUAUAAAGCUUACCUUUUUACGGAUGACAACAAAAAAAACAACAACUAAUUUCUGUGUGUAGGAUAGGAUUUUCUAGGUCCUCGUGAGAAAGAGAAUUAGAGUAAUCCAUAGGUUGAGGUUAGGGCUUCGUUUUCAGUACGGUUUAAAAUCGAAAUGAAGUGCUGGGUGCUUGGUGCAAGAGGAGAAAACUUGUUAAAAGGUCGUAAAAUGUUUGCUUGGUGCUUUGAGGGUGUGUGAGGAGGCUGCCAUUUCUUCCUCUGUGAAUAUUUUAUGGUUUUAUACCCCUCAUCUCCGGAUUUGUCCUCCGUUUGAGUGGUGUUAGGCGGCCAGCUGCAAAUUGGAGUGACCUGCCAUAAAAACCAUAUGCAUUAUUUCAGGUUGUACUCAAGCCUCUUCCUGUCUUUCCUUAUAGCCUACCUGCCGUUUUAAACUCGUGCCUAUUCAUAUUAAGUAUUUGUCUUGCGAAAAUUGAUUAAGAAAAUAUGCACCAUGGUAAAGAUAUAUGAUUAUGCUAUCCCAACCUUUCUCACUCACGUCUUAACAUUCCCUCGCCCUCCCUCUUUCUCGCUCUUUUUUCAUUCUGGACCCAUGCCAUUCUUGUGACUCAAGUCUGGUACUGCGAAAGCUCUAUAAAACCAACUGUGUCCUUUACAAAACAAGUUAUGUUUUUAUUUAUUAAUCGAUGGUAACAGCAGAGUUACUAACUGCUAAAACUCAGUUACUUAGCUAUUCGUGCCGGGUCUAAAGAUAUCCGGAAACGGGCUGGGUGUUUCUUUUUUUAAGACCAACUGAUAAUGUUGUCUGGUGUAUCCUGAGGGUAAACUUGGAAAAUGUGACCUGUUUUUAGAGCCAAUUGUCUGUUUGCAAAGCACCUAUCUCCGAACCAAGCAAGACAAUAGAUGCACUUGAAGGCAGACUGACCUAGGUGCUGCACCUUGACUGCCAGUGGUCAAGGUGUGCGGCCCGGUUCUAUACCUGUCAAGGAGAUACCUGUCAUCUAUAUAUACCCUGUAGAUCCGGAUUUGUGUGAACAGACACACAGUCACAAAUUCGUAUCUAGGGGAGUAUGUAGUUGAUAUAAGCGCUACAACACCGAUGGAGGUCGAAGACUUUCAACCACUUCAAAUAUUCCAUUUAUUUUGUGUGGGCCUUGUUAUUCUGUGUGGGGGGGAAACUCAGCAUGCAUGCGUUGACAUUUUUUUCCUCGCUUGUUUUGUGAAUACAUGUUUGGAGGUAGGAGAUAUAUGUUAUUGAGCUUGAGUUCUCAUUCGAAUUGCAGAAAGUGCAGUGAUUGUUCUUCUAAUGAGGCGCUUUGGUGGUUCCCCCACCAGCUUUCGAUUUUGACGUCUUCGAUUGAAACAACAAAACAUGUUUCAGUGCGAUAUCCACUUGAUAUAAAUUCGAUAUUUACUCUAAUGACCCUCCAGCAUGUGAAGAGAUGUGCCUACCGGGGAAAGAUGUUAGAUUCAACUUCUUUUGUCGUAGUUUAUGGGGAUUUGCUACCAAUUGCUAUGCAAGGUGUGUAAAUUCGUGUGCAGAAUGAACGCUCUCCUGUGAUGGGACUAACUGGCGACUUGCUUGAAUGCAAAAGGUCUUGCUGUGAUUUAGGAGGCUUUGUAACCUGAAUUAGUUGAUGAAUUUUCUAUCGAUCUCAAACAAGCCCAGAUUAAUCUCUGACAGUCUUCCGCUGCACGCGGCUCACGCCAGAGACAUUGCCUGUGCGUUAUUAGCGAGCGCAUUUAAAGGCUUGGCCAGAGCUAGUCCUCUGCAUCACUUUCUCUGGCACUUCUUUUCCAGAGAGCGAGCCAAAAAAGAAAAACUCCAGAAUACCUUAAAUAUCGUGUCUGGGUAUGUGCGGGUUGAAAAGCCCAUGCGCGAGUUUUUCUUAACGAAUUGUGGUGGAGUGGGGAGGGGGACUUGGAAGUCGUCCAUAAUGCAGACGUAUAACUGUCGGGAAAAUACGUCACGCAUUGUAGACUUAUAAGCUUUCGUUUGUUAUUGUUUUGAUUCUCUUGCUUGACUAUCUUCCGCGUGCUAUCAUAAAAAAUAUACAGCAUCUGAUUGUCACAAACUAUGCACGGAUGAUGUGCGGGGUCCGCUCUGGCUAAUCCCAUUUCCUUAUCCGGGAAUUGGAGGGAUCCACGCGAUUGGCUACUGCUGUCACAUGGAUUCUUAACUUUGUUCACUUGACAGAAAGUAGGAGGGUUCUACGAAACAGGAAAACGAGUAAAGGGAUAGAUAUAAAUUUUAGUAUAUUUUGUGUGCAAUUCAAGGAAAUUAAUGGCCAUGAGUUCCUAUUUGAUCAACUCUAACUAUGUGGACCCGAAGUUUCCACCCUGCGAGGAAUACUCACAAAAUGACUACCUACCCAGUCACUCCCCGGACUACUACAGCGCCCAGAGGCAAGAGCCUGCGUUCCAACAUGAGUCGAUUUACCACCAGCGGUCGGGCUGUGUCGAACCGCCUUACUCGUCGUGCCAGGGUCCGGGGCAGCCCGCAGUAGUUAUGUCGCCGAGGGGUCACGUUAUACCACCAACCGGACUCUCAACCCCUCUCCCGGAGCAAAGCCAUCAUUGCGACUCCGUAACUCCGAGCCCUCCGCCCGCUUGUGGACAGAAUCCUAUCAACCAAAGCACUUCAUCGGCCAGCUCACGCAAGGAUCCCGUGGUGUAUCCCUGGAUGAAGAAAGUCCACGUAAACAUAAUAAACCCAAAUUAUACAGGAGGUGAACCCAAGCGCUCCCGCACAGCAUACACAAGACAACAAGUUCUGGAACUAGAGAAGGAGUUCCACUACAACCGCUAUCUGACCCGGAGGCGCAGGGUGGAGAUAGCUCACACCCUAUGCCUCUCGGAACGCCAGAUCAAGAUUUGGUUCCAGAACCGACGUAUGAAGUGGAAGAAGGACCACAAGCUGCCUAACACCAAGAUAAGGUCCAAUAGCUCCUCCAACACAACCCCAAGCGGAGUCUCGACACUGGGAAGUUCACAGAACCGGACCAGCGGACCCCCACCCAGCCUAUAGCCAACCUCCCUUCAAACCCAUUCAGAAAUAAACGCACUUUUUGAAACCACAGUGUCAGGAGGGGGGCACGCGUGGAUUUCAGCCAUGCGGCUCUGCCCGUUCUCUAUCUCUUUAUUCACUGACAGGGAUGUUUCACAAGAGGGUUAAGAAAGGGAGGACGGAGAAAAUAUGUCCGAUUCUAAGCCAGAAAAAAGAGUGGGGCAAAGAGUCCGAAUACAAACACUUCCACAGAUGUGUUCUCUCUCGAUCCAGUUCCCUCUUACCCCGCGCCCCUCCUGUUCUCUCUCCCCCUCUAUUAGAACAGAAGGCGGCAGAUAGUUUUCAGAUUUGGUGAAGAUGGAUCCGCGUUUCAUCUUUAAUCACGCCAAACUCAGUCCCAUUUGUCAUGUUUACUCUGCGGUACAAAGGAUGAACCGUAGGCCUGCCCAUUACCUCGACGUCUAGCGUUCUGUUUAAUAAAUGAGUCUCCUUGUUUCGUCAAGAGCCGUUUUUUUACUGCCCUUUUUUCUGCCUUCCGUUCAGAAAAUACAACGAGCACGGCUGUCCAAAUAUGAAGUUCCUCAUCCUUGAAAUAUCUCAGAUUUUACUUUUUAUUUUUUAAUAUUGUUAUUUUUUGUUGUGUUCUCUAAGGAUGCAAUGCCAAGAAGACUUAGAGCGAUAGGGAAGCUGAUCUAUCGUUCAGCAUGUACAGGGACUGUUCCCCCCGCAUAUUUUCAAUAUCUAAUAAUCAUUAUAUUCGAAAUAAACGGGGAAAUAUAAAGGAGACGUUCUUCAAACACAGUGGAAGGUCUCUGCCAUUUCAUUAAGCUGGACAUAGCUAUAUGCUAAGAACCAAAACCUGGUACAUCGCAAAUCAUUUAAAACAGAGCACUGCUAAGUACUGUGUGAAUUACCUCAAUUGUAAUUGUGUUGAUUUUUGUUGUCUUGUUUUUAAUGAAGUGACAGAUUUGAACUCGUUUGACUUACAUGACAAGUAUCUGCAAUAAGUACUUAUUCAUUUCUUGUGAGUGAAAUGUAUAAUUUAAGUCAGUAUGUGGACAGGGUUGUUCAGAGAAAAGGGGUGCGUAUAUUUGCAUGACUGAAUAUACACAUUUAUUUUAGCGAUUAUUCUCUUGACUCUAAGCCUAUUCAGGCACAUAAACACGUGCACAUGUGUCUCUUGUCUUUCUUUCUCCCCUCUUCAUUUCCCUCCCUCUCACGCUUUUCUUCUCACCCUGUGCCAUUUGGGUUUUUACCUUUUAUGUCUUUCGUUUUUACAUUCCAAAGAUCCGUCUUGACGCUGGUAAAUGACAGAAAUGUAUUUUAUUCCCCCAAUUUUGUAUGUUGUCCUCUCUCCCUGCUUACUUCUCUAUCUCUGUCUUCCUUGUUACUUGUAAAUAGCUAGAAAUUUAAUAAAUGGCGAAAAAGCAUCUCUCUUUC